Messenger RNA from Lates calcarifer (barramundi perch), 1744 nucleotides. RefSeq names its product protein phosphatase 1 regulatory subunit 3C2, duplicate b (gene ppp1r3c2b). Gene Ontology annotation, biological process: regulation of glycogen biosynthetic process. Gene Ontology annotation, cellular component: protein phosphatase type 1 complex. The transcript is spliced from 3 exons. Gene Ontology annotation, molecular function: protein phosphatase 1 binding; glycogen binding. NCBI's taxonomy places the organism in Eukaryota, Metazoa, Chordata, Actinopteri, Centropomidae. Bases 179 to 1069 code for a protein of 296 amino acids. The record is from RefSeq and is a predicted model, not a curated record.
AUUGGUCAGGAGAGAGAGAGGGUGGGGUAUACGACAUGACAUCUUAACUGAGGUAGUAUAAAUAGGACAUUGUGCCAGAUUCUCCUGUGGGCAAAGGGAUGACUGAGGCUACUCUCUACAACUUGCAGCUCAUGCGUGUUUAACUCCAACCAAGUAUUGAGGAUAGUAUUCCUGUACCAUGGAGAUCCCUAGUACAACUGUUCAGCCAGCAGUUGGCCUCAGGUCAAUGGCCCAGUCAUCCGGACUUGUGGAGAUUGCUGUCAGGCUGUGCUUGGACCAGCGUAAACAACUGUGUCCUCAUGUCUGGGUUCCCAUCCUGAAACCCCAGCGCCCUUGCAUCCGUCCUCCAGUUUCAGAUCAGCUACCCUCUGACAUCUUGAGUCAAGCUUAUCUGACCCACCCUCUCUCAUCCUUCUUGGAUGACUUGGAUGACCUUGAUGAUGAGGUUUUGAUUCCAAUCAAGAACAAACGUGUGGUUUUCGCUGACUCAAGAGGAUUGUCUCUAAUAGCUGUGAGAGAGUUUUCUGAUGAAGAGGAGCAGUCUGACCUCGACCCACUGCCGUCACUGCAGGGCUUGGGCAGCAUGACAGACGACAGCUACAGCUGCACCGUCAGCACCUGCUGCCCAGGAACACGGCUCAAACUGGGCUUCUCACAGCCGUCUGCAGAUUUCCAGGCCUUCCGUGCCAAGCUGGCAGAGAGCAUGGUUAUCCUGGAGAACUGCAGUGUUACUGAACAGGCCCUCCAAGGCACCGUCCGAGUCAGGAACAUCAGCUUCCAGAAGGAUGUGCGUGUCCGCAUCACCUUUGACUCGUGGCAGAGCUACAAAGACGUGCCCUGUACGUACCUGCAGAAACGCUUUGGAGGACCACAGACAGACAUCUUUGAAUUUGACAUUGCCAUUCCUAAAGUGCUAGAUGCCAAAAGGAAGAUAGAAUUCUGUUUAAGUUAUUUACCAGGAGGGCAGAGCAAACCUUUUUGGGACAAUAACAAUGGACAGAAUUACAGCAUUGCGGUGUGUGUGAGCUCACAUCUCUGUUGCGGGAAGAAUCUGAGUGAAAGGGCAUGAGCUGCUAAACUUACAGAGGAUCCCUGUCUUACUUAAAACACGUGGGUAAAGAUGAGGUGUAUAUAUUUUUUUUAUUACAUUUGCAUUGUUUUCACUCUGAAUUGGUGCUUAUAUUUUCAUAAAAGUUUAGACAUUUCAUUAACUGCUUUGUGUAAAAACUUUAAAACAUAUCACUUCUGCUGCAUUUGGUUUCCUUUCCCAGUUCACAUUCAACAUCAAAUGGGUGACCUUGCUUUUCAGUCCCCACUCUCUUGUCAUGGUCCUACAUGUUGGUCACUUAUCAGCCUAUGUGUUACUGUUGUGCACCAGGGAGGGGAUCCCUUUUCACUCUGGGCAUUUUUGGGAUUCCCAUAUAGGUCAGAGAUUACUGGGGAGGGACAAACAGAAGCAGGAGAGAAGCUAAUCUUAGCUCAGCCCUGUUUAUAGAGCCGAGGCUUGCUGUCAGAGACUGAUUGCAGGGAACUUUGUGAUACCAUCUUCCCCAUUACUUUCCUGUAGUUCUCAAAACACCAAACAUACUAAAUGGCCCUGCUCUGUGUCACAUUGCACCAUAUUUUUCCACAGUAAAAGCCUGUUUGUGCAACAUUUAAAGAAAGUGUGUCAUUAGGAUCACAAUGAAUUCCUGAAUUAUAACUUUACAGUUAACUUUAAGAUGGAUUAAAGGUGCUAUAUGUA